GUAUGGAGAAGAAAGAAAACAGUACCGAUGAAAAGUUGAAAACAAUCAUGAAAAUGUUGUAUAAAUUGGAUGUGUUUAACCAAGAGCAAAAGCCGCAUAUUGCCAUCAAUAAUGAGUCGAUCAGUUCAUUGUCAUCAAAAUUGAAUGUAAUUUCAUCGAAACUGGACUCAGUUAGUAGCUCCGGUUCUAACAGCAGCAACAGCAGUGGCAGCAACAAUAACAGCAACAACAACAACAAUGCAACAAGUGAUACAAGCCGUCAAACAGCAAAUUCGUAUGCAAGUGUCGCAAAAAAAGGCAAUGUGAAGCCAGCCGUGGUCAUCAGGCCAAAAAAUAGACAAGACAGCAAGAAAACAUUUGAAGACAUCACAAAAAAUGUAGAAAGAGAUGCAGUGAAUGUAUGUGGCACGAGAAAUGUCAAAGAUGGAGGAAUUGUUCUCCGUUGUGUCAAUGCAACUGAGACAAUGAAAGUGAAGCAAAUUGUGAGCGAAAAACUGGGCGAUGAUUAUGAGGUGGUCUUGCCAAAGGUCAAGCAUCCCAGACUUCGUAUCACAAACAUUCCGGUCGAAUCACAGAAAGAGUUGGUUAUCGAAGAGCUAAAAAAACACAACGAAACUAUCCGAGGCAUGGACAUCAAAUUGGUGACAGUAAUAAACAAAAAAGCAACAAGUCGACAAACAGCAUCGAAUGAAAUUGUUAUUGAAAUCAAUGGAGCCGACUACAGUAAAUUCAUGGAAUUGAAAGUGUUGAAACUGCCAUGGAGAGAAUGCCGGAUUUUUGAACACGUUUAUAUGAAACGUUGCUACAAAUGCCUUGGCUUCUCUCAUAUUGCUAAUGACUGCAAAAAUGAACAAAAGUGUAGUAAAUGUGCUGGACCACACAAAUUCUCCGAAUGCAAAUCAAAAAAAGUGAGCUGCGCAAACUGUCGUCAUGCAAAUGAGUCACUCAAACAUAAAAUGUCAACAAAUCAUCAUGCCUGGAGUAAAGACUGCACAAUUUAUAAGCGGCGCAUAGAAUCGCUUGUAAACAAAAUCGAAUACAAUGCAUCGGAGUAGCAA
Molecule: messenger RNA, 1058 nt
Organism: Sitodiplosis mosellana (orange wheat blossom midge)
Lineage: Eukaryota; Metazoa; Arthropoda; Insecta; Diptera; Cecidomyiidae
Exons: 1
Coding region: 3-1055 (350 amino acids)
Molecular function (GO): zinc ion binding; nucleic acid binding
Source: RefSeq, a predicted model, not a curated record